Molecule: messenger RNA, 1503 nt
Organism: Hyla sarda
Lineage: Eukaryota; Metazoa; Chordata; Amphibia; Anura; Hylidae
Gene: FGF20
Product: fibroblast growth factor 20
Exons: 3
Coding region: 171-800 (209 amino acids)
Biological process (GO): positive regulation of gene expression; regulation of cell migration; animal organ morphogenesis
Cellular component (GO): cytoplasm
Molecular function (GO): fibroblast growth factor receptor binding; growth factor activity
Source: RefSeq, a predicted model, not a curated record
GAAGCCUUGAGACUCAGCUUCAUUAUCAUAUGUCACCUGGGCCAAUAUACAAAGUGACUGCACAUAAGGGGCUCAGGCUCACAGACUGGCAUCACUAUCUCCGGACCAGAGCACCAGGUGGUAGCACAGCUCCUGCCCACUGUCAGUGAGCCCCACCAGCCUGCUCACACAUGGCUCCACUGCCCGAGGUGGGCAACUAUCUGGCCGGCCUGGACACCCUGGGACAAGUUGGUUCUCACUUCUUGCUGCCUCCUCCUGCCAGAGAUAACCCCUUCAUGUACAAUGACCCCCUGGGACAACCUGAGCGCCUCUCCCGCAGCGCUCCAUCAGACCUGGCACAUCUCCAGGGCAUCCUGCGCCGCCGCCAGCUCUACUGCAGGACUGGCUUCCACCUCCAGAUCCUACCAGAUGGCAACGUGCAGGGCACCAGGCAAGACCACAGCCGCUUCGGUAUUCUGGAGUUCAUCAGUGUGGCCAUUGGUCUUGUCAGCAUAAGAGGGGUGGACAGUGGUCUGUACCUUGGAAUGAAUGAUAAAGGAGAACUCUUCGGAUCGGAAAAAUUGACUUCCGAGUGCAUCUUCAGAGAGCAGUUUGAGGAAAACUGGUAUAACACUUACUCAUCAAACCUAUACAAACAUGGGGACUCUGGGAGGCGGUACUUUGUAGCACUUAAUAAAGAUGGUACGCCAAGAGAUGGAGCCAGGGCUAAGAGGCAUCAAAAAUUUACACAUUUUCUGCCCAGACCAGUGGAUCCAGAAAAAGUGCCUGAACUAUAUAAGGAAGUAAUGGGCUAUAGUUGAGGACAUAGACAAAGCCUGCCCGCUCGCUAUACCAAAACAGCUUUUUCUUGAGGAAAAGUGAAGACAAAGUUCUGUGAAAGGACUACAGUCUCUCAUGCCAUAGGUGACCAUGACCAAAGAAUGCUGAUGAUCAUAGCAAGGACCAUCCUCACUGUGGAAGAGGUUAACGCAACUGGUGGGUGAAGCAGAGAGCCAAAAUUCAGAUGCUGCUUACCUAUGGAAUUACAUGGCUAUGUAGAAAGAGAAUUGGACCAUCUGUGUGGUACGAUGACACCUCCUAAGAACUUUUAUGAGUAUAGGAUGUGCCAGUGUGCAAAGUCACGUCAGAUUGUAAAUGUCAACUAGGAUGGAACUGUAAUUCAUUACUUCCCUACAGACAUCUCUAUCUUGACAGAGACAAUUUUCAACCUGUGGACUUAAUAUACAUAUAUCUAAAAUAUAUAUUUAUUUUUUAUACUUAUUUAUUUAGAAAUUCUAUUUUUUACCAAUGUGUUUUAUAGACCGGUCCUAUAGAUUUUUGACCAUGGGUUACAGUCUUAUAUUUUUUAUCAGCUUCUAAGACAUUCCAAAUUUGUGACUUUUUUUUUUUUGGGAAACUUUGAUUUUCCAUAACAAUUAGAACUAUAGUUUCUGUCAUCAAAAUACCUUGUGUAUUGACAACAAAGGGAGGUAUUGGAAUCCUGCAAUGUAUAUGAAUGCCUUA